GCGCUGUGCCCGCCUCCUCCCGCCCCCGCCGCCGCCACUAGCCGCCCCCGGGAGCGUCUGAAGAGGCGCGGGCCGCCGCACCGGCCGGAGUCCACCAAACAGGCCGCGGGUCCCGACUCCGACGCCUGAUGUCCUCAAGAUGGAGGCCACGGGGGCGGUGGCGUGAAGAGAGCGGGGCUGCGGAAGAGGGGACCCGGGUGGCGGCGGCGGCGGCGGCGGCGGGAUGGGGCUGCUGCUCAUGAUCCUGGCGUCGGCCGUGCUGGGCUCCUUCCUCACGCUGCUCGCCCAGUUUCUGCUGCUGUACCGCAGGCAGCCGGAGCCGCCGGCGGACGAGGCGGCCCGUGCGGGCGACGGCUUCCGCUACAUCAAGCCGGUGCCGGGCCUGUCCCUGAGGGAGUACCUCUAUGGCGGCGGCGGCGGGGGCACCGAGGAGCCCGCCGGGGGCUCCCCCGAGGGCGGCGCGACCCCGGCCCCGGCCGCCGACCCCCCCUCCCCACCGACGCGGGAGACCUGCUACUUCCUCAACGCCACCAUCCUGUUCCUGUUCCGGGAGCUGCGGGACACGGCGCUGGCCCGCCGCUGGGUCACCAAGAAGAUCAAGGUGGAGUUCGAGGAGCUGCUGCAGACCAAGACGGCGGGGCGCCUGCUGGAGGGGCUGAGCCUGCGGGACGUGUUCCUGGGCGAGGCGGUGCCCUUCAUCAAGACCAUCCGGCUGGUGCGGCCCGUCGCGGCCUCGGCCGCCGGAGACCCCGACGGCCCCGAGGGGGAGGCGCUGCCCGCCACCUGCCCGGAGGAACUGGCCUUCGAGGCGGAGGUGGAGUACAACGGGGGCUUCCACUUGGCCAUCGACGUGGACCUGGUCUUCGGAAAGUCGGCUUACCUGUUCGUCAAGCUGUCCCGAGUGGUGGGGCGGCUGCGCUUCGUCUUCACCCGCGUGCCCUUCACCCACUGGUUCUUCUCCUUCGUCGAGGACCCGCUGAUCGACUUCGAGGUGCGCUCGCAGUUUGAAGGGCGCCCCAUGCCCCAGCUCACCUCCAUCAUUGUCAACCAGCUCAAGAAGAUCAUCAAGCGCAAGCACACCUUGCCCAGCUACAAGAUCCGGUUUAAGCCGUUUUUUCCAUACCAAACCUUGCAAGGAUUUGAAGAAGAUGAAGAGCAUAUCCAUAUACAACAAUGGGCACUUACAGAAGGCCGUCUUAAAGUUACAUUGUUAGAAUGUAGCAGGUUACUCAUUUUUGGAUCCUAUGACAGAGAAGCAAAUGUUCAUUGCACACUUGAGCUAAGCAGUGGUGUUUGGGAAGAAAAGCAAAGGAGUUCAAUUAAGACGGUUGAAUUGAUAAAAGGGAAUUUACAAAGUGUUGGACUUACACUUCGUCUUGUUCAGUCAACUGAUGGGUAUGGUGGACAUGUCAUAAUUGAAACUGUGGCCCCAAACUCACCUGCUGCAAUUGCAGAUCUUCAGCGUGGAGAUCGACUCAUUGCCAUUGGAGGGGUGAAAAUUACAUCAACACUGCAAGUAUUGAAGCUUAUCAAGCAGGCUGGUGACCGAGUCCUGGUAUACUACGAAAGGCCUGUUGGUCAGAGUCAUCAAAGCGCAAUGCUGCAGGAGAAUUUUGGCCAUUUGGAAGAAAGCUAUUUGCCAGGCGCAUGCCAACCAGGCUAUGAGGAGGAAGCUGCCGGGUUGGCAGUUGAUGCUGAAAACAGAGACUUGGAUUCUGAAUUUGAAGACUUGGCCAGUGAUGUUCGAGUACAAAAUGAAUUCAAGGAUGAGGCACAGUCUUUAAGUCACAGUCCCAAACGUAUUCCCACAACACUUUCUGUUAAACCACUUGGCGCUAUAUCACCAGUUUUAAACCGUAAAUUAGUUGCAGGAAGUCAUCCACCGCCACCAAAACUUCCAUCCAAAGAAGGAAGUAAACCAUCAGCCCUAAAACCUUCUGAGGUAACAGACUCAGCACAAGUGUCAAAACCCACCCAAGGACCUACUUUCAAACCUCCUGUGCCACCACGACCACAACUGAAAGUUCCUUUGCCUUCUGCAGACACCCCCACUCAGGCAGAACCGGAUGUUGUUGAAAAGCCAGAAAAGGUGCUGCCACCUCCCCCUGCAGAUAAAUCUGCUGAAAAGCAAGCAAAGAGCAUGGAUCAUGUAGAAGAUGCACCUCCAUCUAAGCCAUUUUCAGCCAAGCAAGAAGUGACAAAAGACUUCAUUUCAGAAAGUUCCUGCCCUACUAAAGACAGUUCAGAUGACCGCCAGACUUGGGAGUCAUCAGAAAUUCUCUAUCGUAACAAGGUAGGAAAAUGGACAAGAAGCAGAGCGUCCUGUUUGUUUGACAUAGAUGCCUGCCACAGAUACCUAAACAUCGCAUUGUGGUGCCGGGAUCCUUUCAAGUUGGGGGGUCUCAUUUGUUUGGGCCACAUUAGUUUAAAACUUGAAGAGGUAGCUUUGGGGUGCCUAGCUACAUCAAACAUGGAGUACCUUUCAAAAUUCAGGCUGGAAGCCCCUGCACCCAAGGCCAUGGUCACAAGAACUGCUCUCCGUAAUCUGAGUAUGCAGAAGGGCUUCAAUGAUAAAUUCUGCUUUGGUGACAUUACCGUUCACUUCAAAUAUUUGAAGGAAGGAGAACCAGACCACCAUGUAGUUACUAAUGUAGAGAAAGAGAAAGAAUUUCACGUGGUCGAAGAAGCUUCUGCCCUGCCUAAAGAGGAGCACUUAGUUGGACAAACAGGCUCACCAGAAAAUAAACAUAGUUUCCAGGAUACUCAGUUCCAAAACCCAACCUGGUGUGACUACUGUAAGAAAAAAGUUUGGACAAAAGCUGCUUCCCAGUGUAUGUUCUGUGCUUACGUUUGUCAUAAAAAAUGUCAAGAGAAGUGUCUAGCUGAGACUCCUCUGUGUGGAGCAACUGAGAGGAGAAUGGACCGGGCCCUGAAAAACCUUAGACUGGAAGGACAGGAACCCCUCCUGGGCCUGCCUCCCCGUGCUGAAACCGAACCUAACAAGUCAGUCAAUAAAACAACAGGUUUGACCAGGCACAUUAUCAAUACUAGCUCUCGUUUGCUAAAUUUGCGGCAAGUCUCUAAAACGCGCCUUGCAGAACCAGGAACUGAUCUCGUAGAACCUUCACCAAAACAUACACCCAACACAUCAGACAACGAAGGCAGUGACACAGAAGUCUGUGGUCCCAACAGCCCUUCCAAACGGGGAAACAGUGCAGGAAUAAAGUUAGUGCGAAAGGAAGGUGGGCUGGAUGACAGUGUUUUCAUUGCAGUUAAAGAAAUUGGCCGUGAUCUGUACAGAGGCUUGCCCACGGAGGAGAGGAUCCAGAAGCUAGAGUUCAUGUUGGAUAAGCUGCAGAAUGAAAUUGAUCAGGAGUUGGAACACAAUAAUUCCCUUGUUAGAGAAGAAAAAGAGACAAGUGAUACCAGGAAAAAAUCACUUCUUUCUGCUGCUUUGGCUAAAUCAGGUGAAAGACUACAAGCUCUAACACUUCUAAUGAUUCACUACAGAGCAGGCAUUGAAGAUAUUGAAACCUUAGAAAGUCUGUCAUUAGACCAACACUCAAAAAAAAUAAGCAAGUACACAGAUGAAACAGAAGAAGAUCUUGAUAGUGAAAUAAGCCAACUGAUGGACGCUCAGCCAUUCAGCAACAUCUCCGAUGACUUAUUUGGCCCAUCCGAGUCUGUGUAACAGAUGGACUGUUUAAACUUUCAUAUGGUUGGGGACAAGGUACAUCUAUAGUACCACGAAUGCAACCAUGUUUCGAUCUUCUCACAGUGCUCUGGCUUGCUUUCUCAGUUAUUUGUUCCAGUAAGGACAAGGGUGUAAAAAGUUGUUUUCCAGCACAAAUGUGACCAGCUCACCAAAUUGUUUUGGGUUACAUUUAUAGCUAUGCUUUUUUGGGUUUAUACUGGGAAUUGGUUUUUACUAAUUUAUUUUUAACUUUUUCUAAUUAUGUAAGUUUAAUUCAUGUUUAUAUUAUAUGUGUGAUAUCUCACUGUUAUUUUCCUUCUUAGUUUCUGAAUUCGUGUUAAAUAGAUAUUGUCCAACUUCUUGAAAUCCUUUGAUUUGCAUCACGGUUAUAUAACAACAAAUUUGCUGCAUGCCCAAAUUGACAACGGCAAUCACUGAGGGAACAGGUUUUAAUCUUCGUUUUGUGUUAGAAAGUUUGUCAGCUCCACUUGCUUGAGAUUUUUGUUGUUUUGGGCUUGGGGGUAACUUUGUUUUGUUUUUGCCAAAUGUAACACAAAAGCAGAUGCUGCAGCUUUAUUAAUAUGUUAUGCUGAUUUAGUAAAAAAAAAAACAACUUUUUUUUUACAUAUUGCUUGCUUUCUGUGCUGUGAAAGUUUUUUCUAAAGCUUUUGUGCAGGUGAAGUAUAGUAAAAGUAAAAUGGUACAAUGAAGAGCAAGAUGUAAUGGGAUAAAUAUAAUAGAGAGUUGGUGAGGAAUUCUGUAAACACUUCCUGAAAAACAGUAAGAGUAGGAUUUUGAAAUGCUUUCAGUAUAUCAGUGCUUUCCCAAGCAUUUAGGCUGAUUUUUCAUCUUCAGGUUUCCCGUAGGAAAUAAAGCGUGUACAAGGAUUUUUAAAAUCUCAGAAGACUAUUCUUAAAAUGACUGUGUUGAUAACUGGGUUUAUUCUUUUCUAAUUUUCAUGUAGGAAUAUGAAGCAAAGGAGAAGAACCAAGCAAAACCUAUUUAUUGCUUCAUCUGGUGUCUUAACAGGCUUUAAGGGAAUGAUGAUCAUUCUGAAUACUUUGGUAACUCAGACUGUCUUAAUUAUUUAUAAAAAAGAAACUAAAAUAGACAGUGUAUAUGGGAAUUGAUUUCUGAAAUUAAAGCCUGCUCUCACACUGGGUCUAUCUUAUGGGUCCCAGUAAUACACAACUGAGGGAAGAUGUGAGCACUUGACCUCUCUUGGUAUUCCUUAAAAGUCUGAGCCUGUUAUAUACCUAUAAAAAUAGAUAAGUAUGUCAUGUUUUUUCCCUUUUGCUGAUAACUGCUAAGAUAAAUUAUACAUAAACCAACAUGAAUUUUAAAGUAGGUGGAAUAGCUCUUAUGGUGGGCAGGAAAAUGCAUAGUGUAAUAGCAAGGCUGUCCAGGCUUAUACAGAGUAUAGUUCAAGCUCUUCCAAUAAUGAGCUGUGCAGCUAUAGGCAAGUCUCAGGAGGGCUUUGUGUGGCUGUUUCCCCAUCUCUGAAGAGAGAAGAAUCAUACUUAAAUACUCUGAACUACCUCACAGGAUUGUUGUGAG
Molecule: messenger RNA, 5251 nt
Organism: Dipodomys ordii (Ord's kangaroo rat)
Lineage: Eukaryota; Metazoa; Chordata; Mammalia; Rodentia; Heteromyidae
Gene: Pdzd8
Product: PDZ domain containing 8
Exons: 5
Coding region: 224-3691 (1155 amino acids)
Biological process (GO): mitochondrial calcium ion homeostasis
Cellular component (GO): mitochondria-associated endoplasmic reticulum membrane contact site
Molecular function (GO): lipid binding; protein binding
Source: RefSeq, a predicted model, not a curated record